Molecule: messenger RNA, 711 nt
Organism: Micropterus dolomieu (smallmouth bass)
Lineage: Eukaryota; Metazoa; Chordata; Actinopteri; Centrarchiformes; Centrarchidae
Product: signal-regulatory protein beta-2-like
Exons: 2
Biological process (GO): response to bacterium
Source: RefSeq, a predicted model, not a curated record
UAUUUUAUUUUAUUUUUAGGAUUUACAGAUGAUCAGAACUUUGUGACAAAGACUGUUGGAGAAGACGUGACUUUGACGUGUACCCGCCAGAAAUCAAACUUGUCCCAAGUAACUCUGUUUUGGAUCAGACUUGUUUCUGGAGACUUUCCUGAAUUCUUGGGAGGAACAUUUACCUUUGACUAUGAUGGUGUUAAUAAGACUUCUCGCAUUACAGUAAAACAAGAGCCUGGAACCUUUCUUCUCCAUAUUAGUAAAACAAGCUUAAGCGACACUGGAGUUUACUACUGUAUAAAAGUAAACCGACUUGACAUGACAUUUGUGAAAUCAACCUUUCUAAGAAUUAAAGGACCAGAACCAGAUGUCACUGCAGUGAUUCAAGUCCCUCCAUCUGAUCCAGUCCAUCCAAGAGAAUCAGUGACUCUGCAGUGUUCAGUCCUAUCUGACCCUGAGAACAAAACAUGUCCAGGAGAACACAGUGUGUACUGGUUCAGAGUCGGAUCAGAGUCUCAUCCCAGUAUCAUUUACACUCAUAGAAACAGUGGUGAUGAAUGUGAGAAGAGUCCUGAGGCUCGAUCUCCUCAGAAAUGUAUCUACAACUUCUCCAAGAACAUCAGCUCCUCUGAUGCUGGGACGUAUUACUGUGCUGUGGCCACAUGUGGAGAGAUAUUAUUUGGAAAUGGAACAAAACUGGACACUGAAGGUAACUGCUGA